Molecule: messenger RNA, 604 nt
Organism: Cicer arietinum (chickpea)
Lineage: Eukaryota; Viridiplantae; Streptophyta; Magnoliopsida; Fabales; Fabaceae
Source: RefSeq, a predicted model, not a curated record
UUACAUAUUUUAUAGUUGAUUCAAAUUUUAAUUUACUUCUAAAAAAUGUUUUCCAAACUAGCCUUGCUCAUCCAAGGCCUCUUGGUCAUGGUUGUUUUGAUCUCUUCCAUGGGGGAAGCUAGGCACUUGGUUGAGGUUGUUACAAAGCAAAAUGGUGUUAAAGAAAAUGGCACUGCAACUGAUUGUUGGUGGCCUGGUUGGCCCACAUGGCCCGGUACCGGUACACCAAGUACACCUCUUCCAACUCCUGAAACACCCAGUUCACCUCCUCCGACUCCUGAAACGCCUAGUCCACCUCCUGUGGCAUAUUCACCCGGUCCACCUCCUGAAGCUGAAACGCCUAGUUCACCUCCUGAGGCUGAAACACCCGAGUCACCUCCUGAGCCUGAAACUCCCAGUUCACCUCCUGAGGCUGAAACACCUGAGUCACCUCCUGAGCCUGAAACUCCCGAUUCACCUGCACCGAGUCCAAUCUAUGUUCUGUAGCUGAAGUUUUUUUACUAGGAAAAAUAAUGUUGAUUUAUUAUUAUGUGAUGCUUAAUUGAACACAAAUUAGAAAUAUAUUUGAUUUCAUAAUAAGAAUAUAUUGCUAGAUUUUUUACUA